Alnus glutinosa is the source of this 808-nucleotide messenger RNA. RefSeq lists its product as uncharacterized. The record is from RefSeq and is a predicted model, not a curated record. Lineage: Eukaryota; Viridiplantae; Streptophyta; Magnoliopsida; Fagales; Betulaceae. The transcript has a single exon. The coding region runs from base 61 to 609 and encodes 182 amino acids.
UAUAUAUAUAUAUAUCAAACUUGGUGUUGUGAUGAAAGUGUGUGUAGGAAUUUUUUGGCAAUGGGGAAUUGCACUCUGAAAGGGGUCACUGGGGACUGUUACAAAUCUAUCCGGGUUCUGACGGAUUCCGGGACGGUUUUGGAGUUCAAAAGUCCGAUAACGGCUCGGGACAUCCUUAACGACCACCCCGGGUACGGCAUUUUCCGGGGUGGUCACGCGUCGUCUCCGUUGCUGGACCUCGAGUGCCUAAUCAGUGGCCGGUUGUACUAUCUACUUCCACUUGUUAAGGAUCAUGUGUUGGCUGUGACAGAGCCAGCUAAGAAGUCAUUGAGUGCAGCAUCGGAUGUUGUUGAGAAUCUGGCAAAUGAUUCUGAUCUUGAGGUUCUGCCAUCGGUCGGAGAUGGAGUCUGGAGAGUGAAGCUGGUGAUUGACACGAAGCAGCUGUCGGAGAUCUUGUCGGAGCAAGUGAAUACGGAGGCAUUGAUUGAGAGAAUGAGGAUGGCUGCAGCAAGCUCAGCUAGCACAACACCAAGGCCAACCAAGGGUGCUUGUAGAACGGGUCGGAAGCCAAACCUGUCUAAUCUUUUCAACUUUCAAGGUGCCUCUUGAAUCUUGAUCAUGGAAAAUAAAAUCAUGCAGAGUUUCAUGGCCAUGGAGUCUGAGCAAACCAAUCAAUCCGUUGGAGUGAGACAAUUCUAAGAAAGUCCCUUCUAGCUCACUUUAUAUUAGGUCUUUCUUAUGUUUUUAUUACCUUGUUUUGUACAUAUUAUAAUGAAAAUGAAGGUUGUUAUGAAUGACAAAAUAAGAA